This is a messenger RNA of Leishmania mexicana MHOM/GT/2001/U1103, 1482 nucleotides long. Its product is annotated as putative tyrosine specific protein phosphatase. Lineage: Eukaryota; Euglenozoa; Kinetoplastea; Trypanosomatida; Trypanosomatidae. Gene Ontology annotation, molecular function: protein tyrosine phosphatase activity. Bases 1 to 1482 code for a protein of 493 amino acids. The record is from RefSeq and is a predicted model, not a curated record. The transcript has a single exon. Gene Ontology annotation, biological process: protein dephosphorylation.
AUGCGCGAAAAGAAACUCAAGGAGAAGCAACGCUUCGACGUGCACCUCCGCCGCCUUGGCGAACGUGUUUACCCCUCCAUCGAAGAUGGGUUUGAUCGGGAGCUAGCGAAGCUGCGCCGCGUCGACGCAUAUGUCCGGAGCAAUUUGGAUGAGUACUACAGCGCGUCACUCGGUUCGAGCAUGGCGAAGAACCGCUUCCCUGAUGUGAAGCCAAACGAGGGCACGAUCGUGCGCCUGGACGAGACCAGUUCCCAAGGAGACGGCACGUACAUCAAUGCCAACUACAUCGACGCACGCGAAAGGUUCAAGGUGCCGUUUGUGUACAUCGCGACGCAGGCACCACUGAAGAACACGGUGCUGGAUUUUUGGCGCAUGGUGUAUGAAAACGACUCGGCCUUCAUUGUGAUGCUCUGCGCGGUGAAGGAGAACGGCAAGAUAAAGAGUGAAACCUAUUGGCCCUCGCGAGGCGCCACAUACGACAUGGGGGUGCUGUCUGUUACCCUCGUCGCGGAGAACAUGCGGCCGGACUCGGUUCAUCGGCGACUGCUGCUCCGCAGCGUUCGUGGUGCCGAAAAGGAGGUGUAUCACAUGCAGUACGUGGCUUGGCCGGAUCAAGGGGUGCCGCAAAGCAGCGUCACACUUAUGGAAAUGAUCAAUACCAUCGCCAAAUCGCCGCGUAGCACACAGUCGCCGAUCGUGGUGCACUGUUCCGGCGGCAUUGGGCGGACGGGUGUCUUUAUUGGUCUGCACAUCGCCCUCGCGCAGUUUCAGCUCGGUCAUGCAAACAUCAACAUUCCUUGCAUUGUACGCCACCUAAAGGCGUGCCGCACCGGAAUGGUGCAGCGCAAGGACCAGUACAUCUUCCUCUACUACGCAGUGCAGCGCGAGAUGGAGCGCAUGAUCCUAUCCCAGAAAACCGGCGUCAAUCUGCUCGACAGCCGACCACGCUUGACAGCCGCAGCAGCGACCCGCGCUGAACCGGCACCGACGCAGAUAACCUCCCCACUGAUCAUGCCCAUGCCCGUCCAGACCCGCGGGUGGCAUGUGUUCUCCAUCCCUAAGCCUCUCCGCUCGUCGACGUCAGCCUGUCCCACUGAGCUUCCCUCCGCGCCGAUCCAGGUCCCAGAGAACCGGAACGCCGAGGACGACGCGGCCACCAUGGAGAACUAUCUGCAACGCGUAGGGUCGUCGCCCAGUUUGGGGCGUAGCCCAAGCCUGAGCAAUCCGGUCGAUCGCUCGUUUUCCAUGGAGGCCUUACAUCACCCAUUUCGCCAAACCUCACUGUCGCCCACGUCACUCUCCAACUCCAUCACGCGUGAGCCGGAGAUACACUGGCGCCCGGUCGACACCUCUCGAUCGAGCCCGAGCUACAUGUCUGAGAGCACGGCACCACUUCUUCGGGCCACAUCGCUCCUGCAAGAGGAACUUGCACGACAGCAGCAGGCAAAUCGCGUGAAGCGCUUCUCGCCUUCGUUUGUGUAA